Messenger RNA from Aphanomyces invadans, 1065 nucleotides. RefSeq lists its product as hypothetical. Lineage: Eukaryota; Oomycota; Saprolegniomycetes; Saprolegniales; Verrucalvaceae. The record is from RefSeq and is a predicted model, not a curated record. The coding region runs from base 580 to 1065 and encodes 161 amino acids. The transcript is spliced from 3 exons.
CCUGAACAAGUCGCGUAUUACAUCACCUGAAUGCAGUCGAUAACAAUCGAAACGAUGGAGAGCCAUGCUUGCGCUCGCGACGCUGGAGGAUGGAGCUGCCACAUCACCUGAAGCACAUACUCGUUGACAUAACCCCGACCGGAUUCACGAUAGAGCAUCACACGUACGAGAGAAGUCCAUCGGUAGGACGAGCGACUGGUGAGUAGCGAGGGAGCUUUUAAUCCGCACUGUGCCCCGACCCUUGACAGCAUUUCAUGCUUGAUGUGGCAGUUGGGACUGCAACGAACCAGUCCAGCGGAUGGACGAUGGGAAGGUACAAGACGUGAUCCACUUGGAUGUGCGCGGCAUUCUGGAAGCGAUCAACGUUCGACUGGGUGGCCUGGAAGAUCAAGUGCCGAUGCUGAGAGAUCAAUAUCACAAAACUGCUGCAAUGCGAGCAGCCCCCCGCCAUCGUCGAUGCCGAUUCCGACGGCAGCCUGCCAUCACGCCCGCUAGAACUUGUCGCCGAUCCAAUGCACAGCUCGAAGGCACGCAAGAGCACUCCUCCGUCGUCUUGUCUUCCGCUGUCACCCGUUACUCAUGACAAUGGCGGUAUCCACGCAUUCAUGGCAGGCGAAGUUUGGUCGCCCCAGCCAGCUCCUCCGUUCGGAUUGCGCCAACAGCAACAUCGCCCCCAACGUCCACGUCAAAGUGCUCGAGUGCGCGGCGGAAUGGAAGAUAUACCAGGUCCACGACCCCGACAUUGUUGAAAACACCCGUCCCAACUUCCCCGCGACGGACGCUUCCGACAACGUCGCCCUGAUUCGGUGUCUGCUCAACUCUUUCCUGCUCCCCGGUUCAUCAUCGUCGACUCCAACCUCGUUGAAGCGAGUGCCGAUUCCCUCUCGCACAGCGCUCUACUUUCGACUUCCCCAAGGAACCGCCUUGUUCCAAAUGACCUCUUCGGCUGGGGCGAUGGCUCGACACCCACCGGGCACCAGAGCCUUGGCUGCCACGUCGAUGUGGCAGCUCUCGUUCCACGGCGACCUCGUGCACCUGUACGCUUUGUUACUUGACCACGAAUGA